AUCUUUUUUUAAGGCUAGCUAAUCCAAAUUAACACUCUAUUAACAAGAUUCCAUGUCAAUUAUUCGUGAGACAUAGCAUGCAAAACAUUACAAAAUGGAUGAGUUUGAGACAAAGGUGUAGGUAGUAGUGUUUACUAAAAGUGGUUAAGACAUGGCGAUGGUGAAGAGAAGCAUUGGUGUUUGUAAGAGGCUUUCUGGUUCUUCUUCUUGUUUGAGCACUUCAACUGCAACAAGUGAUAAUGAUAUUGCUCGGAGGCUUCAGCUUCCACCAUUUGAUUACAAACCACGGCCAUACAAAGGACCUUUGGCUGAUGAAGUUUUUGCCAAACGGAAAAAGUUCCUUGGUCCUUCCUUGUUCCACUUCUAUCAAAAACCUCAAACUGAACUAAAGCAGAAGAAGCGCCAUCCAUGUCUCGGCUUCAUAAGUCAACAACAGGUCAGCAGCAACAGUUUCAUUCCCUACACCAAAUCCUGUCCCCAUACAUGUCAAGUGUUGUUGUAUCCGUUUUAUUAUGGCAUGCCAUUGCUGUGCUUUUGCUUUCAAAUUUGGCCUCUGCUGAGGGCAUUGAGGCCACAAAUGGAGGCACAAAACACAGAGGUGAGGUGAUCUAUGUCCACAAUGGGGCUGUUGCCACUGAUGACGGUAGAUGCUCAAGGAUUGGGAAGGAUGUUCUGAGAGAAGGAGGGCAUGCAGUGGAUGCAGCAGUGGCUUCUGCCCUUUGUUUGGGGGUUGUGAGUCCUGCUUCAAGUGGCCUUGGUGGUGGUGCCUUUAUGCUUCUCAGGUUGAAUAAUGGGGUGGCAAAGGCUUUUGAUAUGAGAGAAACUGCUCCUGCUCUUUCUUGCAAGGAUAUGUAUGCUGGAAAUACUACUUUGAAGGCCAAAGGUGGCCUAUCUGUAGCAGUUCCUGGAGAACUUGCUGGCCUUCAUGAGGCGUGGAAACAACAUGGGAAGCUUCCAUGGAAAAGACUUAUAAAGCCAGCUGAGUUUCUAGCACGUAGAGGGUUUAAAGUAUCACCAUUCCUCCACAUGCAGAUGGAAGCAUCAGAGUCAGAUAUAUUGGAAGACAAGGGUCUUCGUAGCAUAUUUGCACCAAAUGGAAAACUCUUGAAUAUAGGUGACAUUUGCUACAAUAACAAACUAGCUGAGACUCUCAGAACAAUAUCCGAGUCUGGUCCACAAGCCUUCUAUGAUGGAUUGAUUGGUCUUAAUUUAGUUAAAGAUGUUCAGAAUGCUGGAGGGAUAUUGAGCAUGAAAGACCUCAAAAGUUACACUGUUAAACAGAAGGAACCCAUAUCUAAUGAUGUUCUUGGACUAACGCUCCUUGGCAUGCCUCCCCCUUCAGGUGGGCAUCCAAUGAUGCUACUGCUGAACAUUCUAGAUCAAUAUAAGCUCCCUUCUGGCCUUUCUGGUGCCCUUGGCUUCCAUCGAGAAAUUGAAGCUUUGAAGCAUGUAUUUGCCGUGAGAAUGAAUCUUGGUGACCCUGAUUUUGUAAAUAUAACUGAGGUUCUUUCUGAUAUGCUUUCUCAUAGUUUUGCUAAAGUGUUGAAAAAUGACAUCAAUGAUAAUAAGACUUUUGGCCCCAGUCAUUACGGCGGCAGGUGGAAUCCGAUAAAUGAUCAUGGUACAAGUCAUUUAAGUAUAAUAGAUCCCGAGAGAAACGCCAUUGCCAUGACAUGCACUGUAAAUUCAUAUUUUGGUUCAAAGAUCCUUUCACCAAGUACAGGAAUAGUACUGAACAAUGAAAUGGAUGAUUUUUCCAUCCCUAGAAAUGUUACCAAGGAUGUUCCACCACCAGCUCCUGCCAAUUUCAUCAUGCCAGGAAAGCGGCCACUAUCAUCCAUGUCACCCACUAUUGUCCUUAAGGAUGGGAAGCUAAAAGCUGUAGUAGGUGCAAGUGGAGGUGGUUUCAUCAUUGGUGGAACUGCAGAAGUACUUUUGAAUCACUUCGUUAAAGGACUGAAUCCUUUUUCUUCUGUAACGGCUCCAAGGGUCUAUCAUCAGCUACUACCUAACGUGGUUAAUUAUGAGAAUUGGACAACUGUGUUCGGUGACCACUUUGAAGUUCCAGCUGAUAUCAGGAAAGCCCUUAAAAGUAAGGGUCAUGUCCUAAAGGGCCUUGCCGGUGGGACUAUUUGCCAAUUCAUUGUUUUAGACACUAUUGUGCCCUCCGAACAAAAUAAAGGGAUUGAAAACGAAACGCUUGUGGCAGUGAGUGAUCCAAGAAAGGGUGGUUUUCCUGCAGGCUUUUGAGAUAAUUCAUCUCAUCUAUGCAAGUUUUCUCCUUUACAUGAUUCUUACACUGCUUGCUGUAUUUCGUUAAUGGGAAUAAAAAAUCUAUACAAUUUGGCUUCUGGUUAUCUCAAAGUCUCUACAAGUUCAACUACCCUGCUUGUUCUCAUCUAUGCAAGUUUUCUCCUUUACAUGAUUCUUCUACUGCUAAUUGUAUUUAAAUUGAAUAAUGGGAAUGAAAAAUGUACACAAUUUUCUUCUGGUUA
Molecule: messenger RNA, 2495 nt
Organism: Glycine soja
Lineage: Eukaryota; Viridiplantae; Streptophyta; Magnoliopsida; Fabales; Fabaceae
Product: glutathione hydrolase 1-like
Exons: 8
Coding region: 409-2250 (613 amino acids)
Biological process (GO): glutathione catabolic process
Cellular component (GO): plasma membrane
Molecular function (GO): glutathione gamma-glutamate hydrolase
Source: RefSeq, a predicted model, not a curated record